Molecule: messenger RNA, 1158 nt
Organism: Funneliformis geosporum
Lineage: Eukaryota; Fungi; Glomeromycota; Glomeromycetes; Glomerales; Glomeraceae
Source: the annotation of a GenBank genome assembly
AUGUACGGCAACGUAGGACUUUCUACUCCUCGCGGGUCUGGGACAAAUGGUUACGUAGUUCGUAAUCAAGCUAAUAUCAAACCUCGCAGAGAUAUUCAAAUCGAAUCUUUAGAUGAAGCCAAAGCGAAUUCUUUUGCUUUCGCUAAUCGUAAACCUAAUCAAGAAAUAUUAGAUCACGAAAGAAAGCGACAAGUGGAAUUAAAGUGUUUAACUUUUCAACAGGAACUUGAAGAGGCCGGGAAAACUGAGGAAGAAAUUGAAAAAGAAGUCAAUUCGUUUCGUCAAUCGAUGCUUAGAUCUAUUGAUAUUGUGAAGGAUAACAAAAAGUUUACUCAUCAUCUUUCUCAGGCUAAAAUCACGGAGAAUGAAAAAAUGAUGAGAGCUUUAGGUAUUAAUUCGCAAUAUUAUGUUGAGGGUGCAGCAUUUGAUCGUGAAUUACAGGAAUCGAAAAAACGUGAAAGAGUUGCUCAACGAGACAAAGAACUUGAAGAUCGUCAAAAAAGAUUAGAAGAGAAAGAGCGUGAAUUAAUAGAACGAGACAAGAAAUGGGAGGAAAAAUGGGAGGAAGACAAAAAGAAGAAAGAAAAGUUACGCAAUCUUCAACGUGAGAAAGAGAGCCAUCUAGUAGAAAAAGAUGAUGAUAGAAAAUAUUAUCAUCGACGUGAAGAAAUUAAACAAGUAGAUGGCGAUACAAAUGAAAAAUUUUCAAGAAGAAAUAAUGAUGAUCAUUCUGAUAGAGAUGCUGAAAGACAUAAUAAUUUUAGAGAUCACAGAAUGCCUAGAUCCCCAAGACGGCGUCAAGGAUCUCCUACACGAAGGAGAAACCGAGAGGGUAGUAUUCCUUCUUCUAGAAGAAAUCGUGAUGGAAGUUUAUCACCGCAUUCAAGAAGAAAUCGGGACAGUGUAUCUCCUUUUCGAAGAUAUCGAGAUGAUAGUUUUUCCCCUCCACGUCGAUCGCAAAGAAAUCAUAGUUCAAAAGAAUUUUCUACACAUUCGGAAAGGAAAUCUUUUCGUAGCGUUUCACCACCUUCAUCAAGACACUAUCAGGAAGAUAAUGCUCGUUCUCGUUAUCGUAAUGAAUUUAAAUCAAGACGUGAUAUUUCUAGUUCAGAAAAGCGCAAUGAUUAUUCGCCUCGAAGUAAUCAUGGAAAAGCAUAA